CCGACGUCUUAGAAGAUCUUAAGUGCAACAAUGAGCAGCAACGAGUGUUUCAAGUGUGGACGCUCUGGCCAUUGGGCCCGAGAAUGCCCAACUGGAGGAGGCCAUGGCCGAGGAAUGCGGAGCUGUGGAAGAGGUUUCCAGUUUGUUUCUUCACCUCUUCCAGACAUCUAUUACCGUUGUGGUGAGUCUGGUCAUCUUGCCAAGGAUUGUGAUCUUCAGGAGGAUGAAGCCUGUUAUAACUGCGAUAGAGGUGGCCAUAUUGCCGAGGACUGCAAAGAACCAAAGCAGGAGAGAGAGCAGUGCUGCUACAACUGUGGCAAACCCGGCCACUUGGCUCGCGACUGUGACCAUGCAGAUGAGCAGAAGUGCUAUUCGUGUGGAGAGUUUGGACACAUUCAGAAAGAUUGCACCAAAGUGAAAUGCUAUAGGUGUGGUGAAACUGGUCAUGUAGCCAUCAAAUGCAGCAAGACAAGUGAAGUCAAUUGUUAUCGCUGUGGCGAGUCAGGGCAUUUUGCAUGGGAAUGCACAAUUGAGGCUAUAGCUUAAUUAUUUUCC
Antechinus flavipes (yellow-footed antechinus) is the source of this 555-nucleotide messenger RNA. Its product is annotated as CCHC-type zinc finger nucleic acid binding protein-like. Gene Ontology annotation, cellular component: cytoplasm. Bases 31 to 546 code for a protein of 171 amino acids. NCBI's taxonomy places the organism in Eukaryota, Metazoa, Chordata, Mammalia, Dasyuromorphia, Dasyuridae. Gene Ontology annotation, molecular function: translation regulator activity; zinc ion binding; single-stranded RNA binding. Gene Ontology annotation, biological process: positive regulation of cytoplasmic translation. The record is from RefSeq and is a predicted model, not a curated record. The transcript has a single exon.